This is a messenger RNA of Rhopalosiphum maidis (corn leaf aphid), 5038 nucleotides long. RefSeq lists its product as uncharacterized. Bases 804 to 4487 code for a protein of 1227 amino acids. The transcript has 3 exons. The record is from RefSeq and is a predicted model, not a curated record. Lineage: Eukaryota; Metazoa; Arthropoda; Insecta; Hemiptera; Aphididae.
AUCAUAACAUAACCCCACGCUUGGUCCACCAUCUGUAGUCCUGAGUACCGAGCAUUAACAUAUUGUAGAACUAUUGGUACCGAGUUCUGUCAUAGCUCCUAACCUUAAAUUUCUUAUAUUAAAGAACAAUAGACAAUUUUUCACUAAUUGUUAAUUACUGGACAAAUUUACAUGCGAUUAAAAUAAAAAAUCACAUUUUGUGAUGUUAAGAUCUUAUCACGCUCUAGAAGACUUCGAAACUUCGCUUGUAUAUGAUACAAAUUUUAGUACGAAAUAUACAAAGGCUAAGACACGAGGUAGUGUCCAACGUAGUGUUAACACUAAAUGCAAAUCAAUUUUUCUUAUUAAAUAUUCAAUUCAUUCCACAUUAAAUUGAGCCGUACGCACGAAUUGUAAAUAAAAAUUUCAUUCAGCGGUGAAGUGAAAUUCGAGUACGUUGAAGUAGUAAAAUUAAGUUGUUGAACCGAUAGCAGUGUUUAAUCAAAUGCUGGGCGACGCCAUUUUCCGCGCCCGGAGAGGGGUAUCUAUUGCUUGGAUAUAAACACAAAACGGGUUCGUUGUUUUGAAUACUCAAAAAUCAUUUUCUACUCAAAUUGUUAGUGUCAAUUAUAUGUGAAUUCUAAAUAAUUUAAUUCUUUGGUAUCUUAUUAAUCCACUGAAGAUAACAUGUACGUCAAAUCCAUUUUAUCCACAGAUUUUAAAUGUGCUUUUCAAAAGGAAUAUUAAAAUAUUUCUACAUACAAAAUACAAAGAUUAAUUAAUUUACUAUCAAGUAUCAAAUAUUAGUUAAUAAAUGUUGAUUUAUGAAGAUGGCCAUGAGAAAUAAUUUGAAUAGCACUUUCAAAACUAGCAGUUAUAAGCAAGUUAAACGACCAAACGGUAAAUACGGGCAUAUGUCAUUACAUAGUGGGAUUAGUAAAUGUGAUAUUUGUGGACAAAAUUUACAAAGAAUGAGAUUAUUUGACCAUAUCAGAGAAUCUCAUCAUCAAUACAUUUGUUUAGUUUGCAAAGCUAAAUUUAAGAUUCAUAAAGAUCUAAUAUGUCACAUACAAGAUAUUCAUCAAUUAGUAGCUUCAGAUAAACUUAACAAAUCUCAAGAUAUAUUUAAUGAUAGUGUAAAGAAAAGGUAUUUUGCCCAACCUCUUUUUUCAUCUCUACUUCCAAUUCCGCCCACUACAAAUUCUCAAUUCUCUAGUAGUAGCUCUGAAGAUGAUGAAUUAUAUUUAGAUAAUAUUGAUGUGAUGGAUGUUGUUUUGGGUACUAAAAAUUGUGAAGAGCGUAAAAAUGAAUUGGAAAUAAGUAAUGUUAUUGAUGACAUCAUAAAAUAUGUUAUAGAUGAUGUUAAAGCUGAUGACCUUUUUGAAAGCACAUUACAAGACUUAAGUUGUUCUGAUAUAUCAGUAACUGAUGAAUUUGAUAACAAAACUCUUAAGAAAUUAAGUGCUUCAGAAGGAGAUACUUAUCAUUCACAUCAUUCUAUGUCUCAAAUCAAUUGUGACAGUAAUUUAUCUAUAAAUAUGGAUUGCACUGAAAAUAAUGAGGUAUCAUUUGAUAAAAUUAAUACGUUGUCCCAAUCACCAAUUACUACGGACUUGAUAUCUGUACAAACAUUACAAAAUCUUGAGGAAGAGUUUAAACUUGGAAUUAAAAAUAUGUCUACAGUUUUAUCAGAAAAAAGUCCGUGGGUAAAUGGACCUAAUGCACAACAAGAUAUUAAUAACUCUACACAAAAUGAUAAUCUUCUAGUUAUGGCUCUAACUCUAGAUCAUAAAUUGGCAGAUAUGAAAAUAAAUGUAAUACUAAAAGAAUGCAUUAGAACUUCAUGUUUAACUUGUGUAUAUUGUCACAAUUCAACUUGUAUUGCUGUGAAUGGUAAACAACUAGCAUUGCAUAUGAUAGAAAAACAUCGUUUUAUGACAGUAAAAAAUGAAUCUUCUGAAGAUGUUGCUAAUAUUUUAAAAUCAAAUUUGAAUUCUUUAGAAAAUAUUUAUUUAAACUCAGAAAACUAUGACUCUACUGAUGAAUUAAGUCAUAUUCCAUUUAAUAAUACUUUCUAUUGUUUCAAUUGUCAAUUUACAUCAAAGCAAAUGAAAGAAGUAAACUCUCAUAAACGAAGUGUUCAUUCAAGAAAAACUUAUGAUUGUAUUAUGUGCAAAAUAACUUUUUCCAACUAUGGAGAAUUGCAUUGUCAUUUAUGUCCCGGCGUGGAUCUUGGAAUUUGGCAAAAUUUGUUGUUUCGAUGCCUAUUUUGUGGUCAGGGUCAAAUUCCAUCUGCAUUUCGUUGUAUGGUUCAUUUAAGAAAAGCUCAUAAUGCAUGUGAUUAUUGUCUGGAAACAUUCUCUAAUCAACAAAGUUUAGCAUUACAUGUUAAUAAACAUAAAAUGCGACAUAUGUGUUUAAAAUGUAACAUAACUUAUCUUAGUAAAAAGGAUAUUUUUGAACAUAUGUUUUGGAAGCAUAAUAGGGACAGCAAAGAAUGUAAAUCAUGCUUAACUAAAAAAUGGCCUUAUACAUAUCAUUUUUGUGUUCCUCCUGCAAUGUUCACAUGUGAUGAAUGUAGAAGAACAUUUUCUAAUGCAUUGCUUCUAAGAGUACAUGAAAGAUGGCACUCUGGAAAUAUUCCAUAUGAAUGUAGUACUUGUUCUAAUAAAUUUAUCUCAAAAAAGUUACUUAAGAAACAUGAACUAAUUCAUAAAGAAGUAAUAUCUCCUAUAAAAAAGAAAAAAAAGAAGAAGAAAAAAGGAUUUGACUAUAAUCUUCCUCCGUUAAAUCUUUCUUCUGAUAGUGAUACAGAGAAGACUCCUCGUCAUAAACCGGAAAAAUAUUUAAAUUCGCCUAGUCCAAAUGGUAAUUAUUGGGAUUAUGUGAGUAAACAAAAAAAAGAAUUAGUCCAUAUUGCAUUACUAGAUCAUGACUAUACUUUAUUAUCCACAACUAGUCAAUCUGAAGUAAUAAAAUCUCCUCCAUAUCCAGAUGAAUUAGCAGCUAUUGUAAACGGUAGUGAAAACAUAUUAAAUAAUUCUUUUAACAUUUCAUGUCAAAGAUCAUCAUGUUCUUCGCACUGUAAUUCAUCAUCUUCAUCUAGUUCAUGUGGUUCAAAUUGUUCAUGUUCUUCGUCGUGUUCUUCUUCGUGUGACUCUGAUAAAGAAGAAAAGAAAAAACCAAUAAUCGAAAGUCCAAAAAAACAUAAAAAGAAGAAAAAAGAAAAAAAAAUCAAAGUAUUAAGUGCCAAGAAAAUAGCAAAUUUCAAUUUGUGUGCAUUAGAAUCCGAUUUGGAAAGCGAAUUUUCAAAUACAGAUAAUGAAGAAUAUUACGAUAUAAAUCCAGUCCCUUUGCAUCCUGAAAUAAAUAAUAAAGAAACAAUACAUUUGAAGCAAGAAAGUCUUACAGAAAAUGCAUUAAUUUUACCUAAAGUUAACAGUACACUUAUAUCAUGUAUAACUUUACCAAAUGAUAACAAUCUAAAAUUAUCUCAACAAUGUACAAACAUUGAAUCUCAAAUAUUGAAAAAUAGUGAAUCCAUUGGAUUACCCAAUAACAAAUUUAAAAUAGCUGAUGAAUAUGAAAUAUAUAGUAAUAAUUGUUCAUCAAAUAUAAAUAAUAUAUCUCCAACAUUCAAUAAUUUUUUAUUACCUACUGAAGAUAAAGAAUGUAUUGAUAAUAAUUUAAACAAAAAUUCAGUUACAAUAUGCAACGGUAAUAAUAAUUUACAUAGUAUAAAGGAUGAGUUAAAUUUGAGUUUAAGUCAAGAUCAAAAAAUUGCACACAGUUAUUUAACACCACCAAAAACAAGAAAACGCGUUCGUUCGUCAUCACUUACAAAACGACAAACCAAACAUAAAAAAUUAAAACUUAAGGUAUCAAAAGAAAUUCCUCCAUUAUCAAAAGUAGUAUCAAGCAUUCCUUCACCGCUUUCAUUAAACUCUUCUUAUUCAACAUGUACACCUAAUUUAUCCAGAAGCCUUUUGUCGUCUAAUGAUACUCGUCAGUCUAAACGACAACCCAAAAAAAGAAAAUUUUUUGGUUAUGAAAGUAGUGACGAAGAAAAACUACAAAAUGGAGAUUCGUCUUUAUUAGUUCAACCAUUAUCCCUUCAUGUUCCGUCUGUGACAAAAAAGAAGCAAAAAAGAAAACCCAAAUCAGAAUCACCACUUCAACUUCAACAUACUACUACUAAAUUGACACAAUCACAUCAAACAAGACCUAUUGUAGAUGUUCGAAUAAGUAAAAUUAUUAUCCCCCCUGAUGUGGCUGAUAAUACAGACAGUGAUUCUGGAAAUUUAGUGAUUGAACUUCCUAAAUUUGUAGAACAGAAAGCAGUACAGAGCACAGAGAGAUUAUAUUGUCACUGUAGGUGCCCAUACGAUGAAGUUUCUGAAAUGAUUGCAUGCGAUAAUCCUAAUUGUCGUGUGGAAUGGUUUCAUUUUGAUUGUGUUGGUAUCACGGUUGCCCCAAAGGGUAAUUGGUAUUGCCCAGAUUGUCGUUGAUUAUUAUUAAUUCUAAUAUACUUUUGUAUUCAUUAAAAUCAAUGUACUUUGUCUUUUUUGUUACAUUUUUUUACACAUUUGUUAUACAUUUAAGAAACUUAAAAACGGUAUUGUUCUUGUAAAUGUAUUUUUAGAUUUUUCUCAUGCAAAUCUGAAUAUCUAGAAAUAUUACAAAAAAAAAUUAUAUAUAUUGACAUAAAUUACAAUGUAAUGUAUUUUAAUUUAUACUUAUGUAUAUUUCUUUUUUUUUUUUAUUUAUUCAUUUUUGUAACAAUAUAUUCCCAAAUUGUUGAAGAAUGUCCGAUAUUAAUGUAAAAUGUAAUAUAUACACAGGUAAAUAAAAUGGUCCUUUUUUUUAAAAUUAAUUUACCACAAGUAUUCCAAUAAGCUUAGUUUAUAUUGUUCUUAGUAAGAUAACAUGUACAAAUACCAAAAACUCUGUAAUUUUAAUUUAUUAAAUUUAAAAUCAUAUUUUUAUUUAUAAAAAAAAAAAAUGAUAAUGUAUUUAGAAAAAUAUUCUUUUCUAUUAAUAUGAAUUCCGUGUAUUUUUA